Molecule: messenger RNA, 219 nt
Organism: Trypanosoma cruzi
Lineage: Eukaryota; Euglenozoa; Kinetoplastea; Trypanosomatida; Trypanosomatidae
Exons: 1
Coding region: 1-219 (72 amino acids)
Source: RefSeq, a predicted model, not a curated record
AUGGGCCCCCGUGCUGCGGGGUUUCUGGUGGGGGCGGUGGCUGCCACGUUUUUUUCGGCCAUGCUGCUGCAGUACGACAUUCUUCGUAAAAAAGACAUAACAGAUCGUGAAAUCAGCCUUUUGGAGAAAGAGGCAUCGCUCAUAAGAGAGCGAUUUCGCCGUGCACAGAGGGCACUCAUUGAUGCCAGGGAGGAAGAGAUUGAGACGCAGGUCCACUAG